UGUCACUUUAUCAGUGACAAUCAAGCCACAUGCAACCUUGAAAUUCCCACUCUAGCCCAUUCACUCCAGGUUGCAAGCACGACUCCCAGCAGUGCCUCUUACAGAAAUCCACGUCUUCCAGUCCAGGUCACGGAAACCUCCGUUUAACCUCAGCCAGCCCUUCACCUGACCAGCUCCUAAUUCCUAAUGUGCUCCACGAGUGGCACAAGGUGUAACCGCCCAGGAAAUGCGGCGCAGAGAGCAUCAGCUGCUUGCCCCAAAUUCACUCUGCAGAACUGAGCGCUGCCUUUGGGCAGAGGUCACCUGUGUCCCAGGAGCGCAGCACGCUGCUGCAGGACAGACCCAGAGGGGAAGACGUGUUAGUGCCACCAGCAGUCCUCAGAAGAAGCCCUCCCACACCAGCCUUCGCAGCACUCCCCGCACGGAUAUCCACCCAAUACUUUGGGAACAGCUGUCCACCGCACCCAGAGCAUCCCCCUCCCGGCACUGCUUCCCCCUCGGGACAGGAGCGGCGGGAAGGGCGGCCUCUCACCUGGAGGAGCACGGCCAGCAGGACGCACAGAGAUGCACUGCUAAACCUACAAGCAAAUAGUCAAGAGGUGAGAACCACAGAUCUGCCCAUGGGGAGGACAGGAAAACUAACAAUCAGCCAGCAUGGAUGAAACACCUCCCAGGAAAGGAAAUGCAACACUUGAGGAAACACCAUCAAAGGCAAUGCAAGAGAAGCAGCAGACAGCACACUCAAAGAGACAAGAGCCAUGAGCCAUGUCCAGAAAUGGGUGCACUUCUGUCAACUCUGUGGAGCAUAACCCCCAGCUUGAGCUCCAGUUGUCCUACUCAUUGUCCUAACAACCCCAAAUCUGGCUUUCAUGGAAAGAACUGUGCACACCAUGGAAAGAGGCACUUCAGCUUCAGUACUGAGGUGAUAGAAGUGUUUCCUUCUACAGAACUUCUGAAUGGCUUGGACUCAUCUUUCCUAGAGAAAUCCACCUUUGAGUGGCCAUGAGAAACAGGCAGACUGCAGCCUCCAGAACAAACAUUUUAGAAAGUUAUGAGUGACUGAAGAUUAGUGAACAGAACAAACUGUUUCACUGACUUUAGCUGUAGCUGUCAUUACCACAACACCCACAUCAGCAGGUGGAAAGGAGGAGAGGUGAGGCAUCAUGCAGCACUCCACUCAGCUGCGUGGCUGAGCACUGACAAACUCAAUUUGCUGGAGGAGAGCAUGAGAUGACACGGUGCAGUCGCUGCUGCUGUGAUAUGGACAAAUGGCCUCUUUUGUUCCAAGCAAGACGUCACCUGUCCUGAGGAAGUGCAUCUGUGCAUAGGAAUGGUCUGACAGCCCCAGGCUGGAGUAUGUGUCUCUCCCAACUACUCUGUCACCCAGACACAAAUGAAUUCACAUCUCAGCAAAUGGGAGUUGGUCCCUAGAGAGCCCUUCCCAGGACGCUUGUCAAGAAUGGACUGACCAUACAACUCGCAGAAACCAGCAUAAAGCCAGUUACAGCUGGCCUAAGCUAUACAAGUAGAAAUAAAAUAGUCUUGAACACUCCACAUGCUCGUGAAAGCCUUCCUGCUCAUCACCAGGAGAUGCUGAUAUUGGCCAUGGCUGGGGAAAAGACACUGAACUGGGCAGAGUACCUGUGAGGUACUUCCUGUGAGGCCCUUCUUGCCCUGCAUGUCAGGAAAGAGCAUUCCCCAUGGCUACACACACAAACAUCAGAUUUAAAAAUAGCCAAGUUCCACCUCGACUGUGGGCGAGUGAAAGACAGAAGACAGAUGCAUUGGCUGCCAGCUAGACUUGACAUCUACUUUUUCUUUCCUCACCCUGGCAGCCAGCAGUUGCACACAUGUGCACAGGUAAGGUCCUCAGUGGCAAGGCACACAGUGUCUGCCUCCCCCUCCAUUCACUGACUGCUGCCUGCCAGCCGUGUGUGUCUGGGAGCCACGGAAACCCACACUCCCCAUUUAGUGAUCAGGCAUGUAUAAAAAUCACCAAGUUCCUCCUAUUUGUCCUACUUAAUUCACAAAUUCCUCACUAGUCAUUUAUGUGUGGAGAUUGCUAUCGAGUUCAUUGCAAAGGUUAACACAUCUCUGUUUCUGGCUUGUUUUGUUAACUUCUUUAGUGCUUGAUCCACAUGGACACUUUCCUUCGCUCCAACCUAUAUAAUGAUUGUGUGUGCUCGUGCAUGACUGGUCUCACUUUCAGACCGUGGCCCAGGUCAGUUAAAGGUGAUCAAUUUCAAGGAACAAGUCUUGGUCUUGCUUCCUUCCUCUUACCCAGACUGCAGGAGAUUCCUCCUCUGUUUCUUCACUGGCUUUAAUCCACCCACUGUUUAUGCUUCCAACCAAAUUUGCUCAUUGAAAACAUAAGGCACUACUGCCCACAUACUCAAUGCUACUCUUCAUGUGCUCAUCAGCAACAGAAGCCACAGUAAUUCAGCAAACUUGGCUACUUUAUUUGCAAACAUGUUUACAAGCAUCUCUUUAUUAAUUUACCUAAAUUACAUGGCUCACAGAGAAGUCCUUUCCAUGGGAAAUUAUGGAUGCUGAAAAGUCACAUGCAUUCAAACCACAAAUUGACAAAUUCAAAAAAGGAAAAUUCAUCCAGUGCAUUAAACUUUAAUUGACUGGAUGUCAGGGCACUAUUUGAGGGCAGUGUCACUGUAGAUUUAUGUUAUUCUUACAGGUUUCCCUCUUUUGGUAAUGCUGAAAACAAGACACCUUUGGUCUAACCCACUGUGGACAUUCUUAUGUUUUUACAUCUGUUUACCAUAACUUUAGUGUGAUAUGAUGUCCUAAUAAACCUGUUCCAGGAGCAUCCAGGUUGCAUUAGGGUCUUACAGACACACUGUAGAGCACAGCAAGUAUUUCUUGUUCUACAUUCAGAGCUUGGCAUGCUAAGCAUCACAUUUCUGGUCCAGGAAGAUGGACAGGAAGAAUGGAAAAUAUCCCAUUAUCAGAACAAACUUAGAAAUAAAACAGACUUGCUCUCUUCUGCAUAAUGACAAGGCAUUGAAUCUUGUCCGGUUUAACAAAAAGAAGGCUGCAGAAUUGAUAUGGCCACAACUAAUAAAUACUGACCUAGGAAGGACCAAGAGAUGUUUGGGUUUGCUCAGGCAUGUCUUCUCUUUCUGUCUGAAAUGUUUGCCCAGGUGGAAUUUUCCCAUUUGUCAAAAAUUCCCAGACAUUUGACCUGAGCAGCAGCAAUAACUGUAGCUAUGCUCUGCAUGACCAGAAAGUCCAAGCUAAUAACUGGUGUAUGCAGACAUAUCAGCAGUACAGCACACAUGCAUAUACCUGUUUAAAACAUCCCACCUAAACUUGAUAACAUAAUAAAAGAGAACUCUUAAUCCAGGGGCCAAGCUGGAUGCUGCAGAUGUGCAUACUCAUUUUUCACAUCAGUGUUUCCAACAGUGGGGAGAAAAAGCUGGUGGAGUAACUUUCCAGGCAUCAUUGGGAAUCCUCCACCACCAUCAAUGUUUAAACCAUGAAUGGGUAUUAUUUCUGAAAAAUACUCCUAAAGGAAAUGAAGAGGGAAGUCCUGUAGCCUUUCACUUGUGGGGAGAUGCUCACAAUGAUCCCUUCUGCCUUUAAAAACUCCUCAUCAUCCUCCAUUUCUCAAAAUACCCUUCUCUCAGGAGAGCUGUGACUACUCACUGGCAUCACAAGGACGAUCUUUGGAGAGGUCAAGACAAUGUGGUAGUGAAGGGGCAUGACCACCCUCCUGAGCACACCUGGCUCUUUACAGUGGCAGCUGGAUCUUAAUGCCAUGUCUCCUCUAGUCCAACAAGCAAAGGAAAAAACUAGAAGUGAAGACCCAGAGACAUAAGCCAAAGGCUGCACUCAGACAAAAAAGAAUAGGAUUUUGUCCAAAAGCCAUACAUCUCAACAGGAGACUACUGAUUUAAACAUAGCAGCCACUCCCAGGGAAGUCACACUCAUAUUUGCAAUGGAGCAGCUGAGGGCCCUGACUGACCCACAAACACUGGCAGACCUCAGCCAGGGUGAACUCACAUCCAGACCUGGUGGCCCUAGUACCUCUGUUCAUGGGACACUAUUUUUUUCCCCUUACCCAGCUGCAGGCUGUUCCUGCCAGCACCCUCAAAGCUCCUGACCUGUUAUUAAAACAGCCUCAGAGAAAGUAAACAUGACCAAUGGAAAAACAAAAAAUAUCACCCAAAUGUCUAAGGAAGCCAUGAGCUACAUCCAGCACAGAUUUUUCAAAAGGACAAGGAUUUUCAUGGCUCAGCGUUCUAAUUUGUUUGACCGUUUAUUUCCAAGGAACACAUCCAAGAGUGACAAGCUCCAUUUAUUUCAAUGGGCAGCAUAUGCCAGCAACGUGAAUGGCGUACGCUAUAAAAGAGAAUGGAUGUUCUCAAGCAUCCUAGAAAGCUGUCCUUUCGGCAGACGGAGGACAUGGAGGUAAUGGAAGUGCAGCUCUGCUCUGACAAGCAAUGCCAUAAAAGCAGCAUCCUGGGUUCUCAUGCUUGAUGUCUGCCCACGGCAGACCUGAGAGAUUUGCUCAAGCUGAAAGUGAAAAAUUAUUACCUAAUACCUGGCCCAGCACGGGAGAGAGCAGUUGGAUUCUUUUCAUUGUUCUACUUUUCCAGGCCAGAAGGAUAUCUCCUUGGGACAUAUGGCCACUUCAGGGUGUUAGUGCUUCACCCCUUUAGACUUUCAGAGGCUACCAACUAACCAAGAUUAUUCUCACAAAUUUUAUCACCUUCAAAUAAUUGUCUGAUGUGAAUAUGAGAUGUUCACACAAGAAAGUGCCCUCUUUUCAUAAAAUACCAUCAUGUGGCAGCACUGUUUUCAGUCUUAUCUCUUUGUACUACAUCCUGAAGACAAUCCUCUUCUGAAUCUUGCCUUUCCAAAGUCUGAUUCCACUGAAGCCUGAAAAACCAUGAAUUGUGAGUCUGUCACAAAUUCAGUACCGCCUAUAACUUGAUAUUGUUUGGUGGCCUGUGACAUUUAACUGUAAGUCUAAUAGGGGUGGGCAACUUUUAUUGGCUAUCAUUAAUGAAUAAACUAAUAUUAGUUCUGUGUUAGGACUUACCUAGGGAGCAGUCUAGUUCAUAAGGUUUUAUUGGCUUGUCAGCAAGCACUGGAUGUCAAAAUAGAAUGAUUCUCAUCUUGCCUUUCAGUGAGAUGGCCCCAAAAAAGGUUGGGUGUGGCUUUGUUCAUACUGAGUCUUUCUCUCUUUUUUCUUUCACUUUUCAUUCUCAUUAAACUUAAGAGGUUGCUGGGAAGGAGCAGUGUGAUCUGUAAUGCUGUCCACAGGAAACCACCCACCCCCCCCUCCCCCUUCUCCUGUAUGUCCAGCAUCUCAAGCCUGGUAAAGAAGAAGAGAUGUUCCUGACUCCCUUACAGCCCUCCAUCAUGGCAAAAUGAAAUCCCAAAUUCUCCUUCAGGAGAUUCAUGUCCACCUGUGCUGCAAGGCUCACUAUCCUGGAUUUAGUCUGCAGUAAGGCCAUAGCCAUACAAUACUUCUGGAUGCCCAUUGUACAGACUGGAGACCCUUAUUGUGAAACUGUUUUGCCUGUUCACUUUCUCUUCAGCUUGUGGGUUGCAGUUCCACCUUUUAUAGAGAAGCCAAAUCAAUGCUGUUCAUGCCACUGAGGGCAUCUUUGAAACCGUGUAGGAAUCUUAGCUUGCCUUCAUGCCAGUGAGGUGCUUGCAUAGUGAAGAGGCCAACCAUAGACUUGUGGCUGGCUCUGUGUAUAUUUGGGGAUAUAAGUCAUAAUAAAAUCAAAAAUAUAAAUCAUUGGGACCAUACUGAUUGCCAGCAUGUAGCACUUGCUGUGAGCUAUUUUCUAGGGAAAAGACAAAAAAUGAUUGAGGGAAAGCUAUAGUCAUCCUCCCUUUGUCAAAGUGGAACUUUUUGUUUCCAUCAAAUGCACUUUUGUUCCUCAAUUUCUGAUUGUUUCAGGUGACUUCCACGCCUGGGCCAGUUGGCCCCAUGUGUGCUGAGCUCUCAAAAACAGCCUCUUGCUCCAGGUGUGAGUGGUGAGAGUCAGGAGAGCUCUCUGCUGGGAGAAUUUGGCCCUGCUUCUGGGCUUUGGGGCUUUAUUAGGUCAAAGAAGAGCCAGGCUGUCAGCUCCAGCAUUUCUGACUGGCGUUUUAAGGCUAAAGAUACAGACUUACACCCUGUGUCUUGCAGUUGAUAUGAGAAGAUUUGCAGUAUCCCAGCAGAGAGGUUUGGGAAGACACCCCAGGCCUGGCAUGCCCAGGGCAAACUGGAAUGCUCUACAUUUAACAAUCUGGCAGGGGGGCAGUGGGGUAAUAGAUUCCCAGGGGCAGUAACCGGUGUCAAAAAUGUCCAUCAUAACCGAACAGCCUUGUGAAGUAACUGUGUGGUCUUUUCCUGAAAAUUAAAACUAAAAAGCAAGCCAUAUGAUGACAGCAUCUGUAGCAGAGAGCAGGGUGGCUUGCAUGAAUUAGCAGCUUCCUGGCUGUUAUCUGUGGCAGCCUUAGCCAGCUACUUAUUCCAUCACCUGCAGCUUCUGUGGGCUGAGGCCUCAGACUUACACCUUGGGGAGCACUGCAAGCCAAAGCCCCCAGCACUGAGCUACAGUCAAAAAAGAGCUGGAGAAGGUCUCCUCCACAGCUUUCUCACUGAAGUCUGGGAUCGUGGUCAUUUGAUGGAAUGGGAUCUUGGGUCUUGAAAUCUGGAGCACUGUGAAGGUUACCAGUAAGGUGGGCUGAUUGGGAAUGUGCCACAGCCCCAGUGACUUGCAUCCGAAUCUUCCUGGCAUGUCCCACUGCAGGCAAGAACAGAUUAGCCAAGAAUCUCCAGAAGCCCUGCUGAGAUCAUGCUGGAUAUCCAUGGAACCAGUGCCAGUAUGUGGGGUCAGAGCAAGUGAUAGCCUCCUGCUGCCUUGGAGAUUUGUUAUGGGUAGGGCAAGAGAGAUCCCCAAAUUUCCCUGGGAGAAGUGCUCAUUAGGAUCCACUUUCAGGCAUUUCUUUCCCUAGUGGGCCAGGUGUCAUGCAGGGGGGUUAUAUUCUGUGCAACAGUAUCCACCAUUAAAAAAAAAUAGACAAAACCCAAAAUUGCUCAGAUAUGUUACUCAUUCUUGUUAAGGUCCUAUAAAUCAUAUCAAGUGCAGAAUCUCUCCCCUUUCAGAGAUCUUCAAGCCUGUUGCAUAUGGAUGACCCUCAGGGAUUCCUGCAAGCGUCUUCCUGCCACCUCUUCCCCAUGCUUCCUGCUGAUGGGACCCAGAACCACUCACAGAGCUGCUGGUGAGCAGCAGAAUCAGUUCUGCUCUGUCUUACCCACCGAUCCCGCUGUCCCUUUUUGGGGGCUCCAAAGGGAGCCUACGAGUACAGGCUCCUGGCACAGAAAAGUCCCCAUGGAAGAUGAUGAUUACACCCGGAAAAGUGGCUAUGGCACCCAUUUGAAGGGAUCCGCAGGGAGGGUAAUGGGGAUAUGAGCAGAGAAGGCACCGCCAUCUGGCAGGGGCUGGAGCAGGGUGACUGCAAGAAGAGUCACUUUGGUCACAGGCAUCCCCUGACUCAGGCACGAAGGGGCCUGGCUCCAUCCAGUCUCUUGAGAGCAGAAAAGCCACAGACUCAUGGCUGACUCCCUCGCCUCAUUGUCUGUGCACUGGAGCAGGGAGGGCAGGAGACAGAGGGAGUGUGGGAGCCUUUUUGUCCCCCUGGCUCUGACAGGUCCAUGCCUGCCUGGGAUUGGGGGUGGGUGAGAGACAGGGUAGGGGGACCACCAAAAUAAAUGAACUAAGAAACCAGUCUGAUGAUUCUCCACAAGCUUGGUAUACACGAUGCAAAUUGAUGUUUAAAGCUUAUUUAUUAGCUUACAUGUGAAAUGCCAGCGGUGUUUUUCUAGAUCAGUGGGUAUCCAAUAUUUGGGCGGGGGGAGACGACGGCAGUGGGAGCAAGCAUCGCUAGAGACUGUAUAUCCAGAGGCUAGGGUUUAUAUCAUGGGCUGCUCUCGACUGUUAUAAUUUGUGGCACAGAUUCAGCGAGAAUCUGAUCUGCUGAAAAUAUUUGGGCUGUGAAAACUCCCACACUGUGACAGAUGUCAAGUCCAAUUAAGUGACUCGUGUCCAGGUUUCUGUCCAAUAGGCUUUCCCAUUAAAUACCAAUUUAAGAGGGAAAAAAUGCCGCCCCCUUUUCUCCGAGCCUUUAUCUCUUCCGACCAUCUCUAGGCGAAACCCUUUGGUACCAGAAGUGGAGCCACACGCAUCUCUGCUCCGUCUGUCUGUCUCGCCCCUGCCACCUUCCGCACCCCUCCUUGGCUUCUUUGCCACUCCGGGAGGGGUGGGAGGAGGAACUGCACUUUCUUUUUAUGCAUGUGAGCGUACCUUGUCCUGCACCGCCGUUAUCUCUCACAGCCGCUCUGAACCCGCGCCGAGAUUUUCGUUUAUUUCGUUUCGUUUUUCUUUUUCAGCGUUCGCAUAUUUUCCUUUAUUUUUCACUCGAAAGAUGCAGGAGGAGUUAGGAAGCUCAGGGACGGAUGGGGUUUUCGUUUAUCCUUUUUUUUCUCCCCUCGCCAGUUCUUGAAGGACCAGAAGAAGAACUAAACCAAACAUUCAUUUUCCGACGGCGUCUCCCCCGCUCCUGCCCCUCUCCGCCGGACCGGUGAAUUAACAAAACCUCACGUUACAACCCCCACGCCCCCCCCCCCAAAAAAAAAAAAAAAAAAAAAAAAAGAAUAGAGAAGAAAGGAGGGAGCGACGCAUUGUUACCCCGACCCGCGGCGUGUCUGUGCGCCGGGCCGCGGCGGAACAAAGCCGGCAGCGCCGCGCCGGGCUCCGCGCCCCGGGCUCCGGGCUCCGCGCCUCGGGCCCCGCGACCGGCCCGGCCCGGGAGCGGCGGGGCUGCCGCAGGGAAGGAGAGGCUCAGGGGGCGGGAGAGAGGGAAUAAUCCCGGACGGUGCCGGUGCUGUCGCCGCAUCCCUUUUGUUAUUUAUCGCGGUCGGGGAAGAGGAAGAAAAGCCGGGGAGAGGGCACUUUCCUCCUCUAAAACCGACCGGCCGAAGCCGCCGGUACGCUGAAGCCGCUGCCCCGGACAAGCGGGCGGAGGAGGACUUUGAUGGGGAAACGCUUUUUCUCCCCUGAUGCAUCGUAAGUAACUUAAGUUGUUAUUUAUACUCCGCAAACAAACACGACAGUAUAACAUCUCCCAUCUCUGGAGCGCUGGAGGCCGCGGCGAGGGAUGAGAUCUGCCUUUCCCAAUUCGAGCAGGACACUUUUUCGCCCGUAAUUAAUUUUAUUUGAUUUUGAUUUUUUAAUUUUUCCAUGCACCGCUCCCGAAGGGCCAUUUGAACUGUAAAGGAAUCGCCGAGGGGGCGAGGGGACUUGGAGAGAGAGGCUAUCCAAACGACUCCACCGAGGCUCCUCCGCCCCCUCCAAGAUGAUGCUUAGCCCGGACCAAGCUGCCGACUCCGACCACCCCUCCUCGGCGCCCUCCGACCCGGAGUCCCUGGGCGGCGCGGACGCCCAGGCGCUCAGCUGCUGCGUCUCCGACCCGGAGCCCGCCGAGGGCGGCGGCGGCGAGGGCCGGGGCAGCGGCGGCGGCGGCGAGGGCCGCGGCGGGGGCCGGCCCGGGCUGCACCCGCCGCCGCUGAGCCGGGAGGAGAAGCGCCGGCGGCGCCGCGCCACGGCCAAGUACCGCUCGGCCCACGCCACGCGUGAGCGGAUCCGCGUGGAGGCCUUCAACUUGGCCUUCGCCGAGCUGCGCAAGCUGCUGCCCACCCUGCCCCCCGACAAGAAGCUCUCCAAGAUCGAGAUCCUGCGUCUCGCCAUCUGCUACAUCUCCUAUCUCAACCACGUGCUGGACGUUUAGCGCCCGACGGACGCCCGGAGCCCCGGGACCCCCAGUCCCGUCGCCCCGGGUCCGGCCGCGGCGGGCAGCGCCUUCCCCGGGGCGGGCGGCGGGGCGGGGGGUCCCCGCUGCUUGUGCUCCCCCCGGAGGGCUCCCGCCGAGAGCCCCGCUUUUCGAAGAGGAGUGUAAAACCGGAUUGUCUCUUCAGGCUGUCAAGUGCCCCUUUAUAUAUAUCCAAAAACAUCUACUUGUGACCUUAAACGUGUGACCCAUGGGUGCAGUUAAAAAUAACUAUUUUUUAUUUAUGGUAGAAGGAGUUGACAAUUUAUUUUUUUCAAGAUUUAUUUAUUUUUAAGAGUGGUGGCAAUUUUACUUUGGAUACUUUGUGCCAAUUGGUUUCUAUAGUCGGGUGUUUACACUUUCUCCUGUGGAAUAUUAUGUUUGACUUUAUGAGUGUUUGUUGGGAUCAAUACAGUGUUCAUCUUAUUUUCUUUUUAAUUUAUUUUUUCCCUCCAAUUAUAUUGCACUUGUGUACCAGAAACCUCCCCUCCCUCCCUGUUUAUAAGUAUAUUUUAUAUAUAUCAAGGCAUUUGUUCUUGACCUUUUUUCUUUCUUUCCUUGUGUGGGAUCAACAACCACUAGCACUUAACUAGGAGAGGUUUUUUUUUUUAAAACUUGUUGUUAUUCUGAUCUAUAGUUGAGUCUGAAAAGUACUUUGCAAAUCGUUUAUAAGGGAAGUAGUUUCUUUGUGGGUGUAUAUGUGCGUGUGUGUACACAUGCAUGUGUGUGGGAGUGAGCGUGGGUGUGUAUGUGUGUGGUAUAUUUUUAGGAAAGGACAUUUUUUCCUAAAAAAAAAAAGAAAAAAAAAAGAAAGAAAAGUAAAUCCAGGACUGCUUUCCUUUGUGACAACCAAAAAAAUUCUAUAACCUGAAAAUGUUUCAUGUUCUUUGCUGUGAAUCUCUUAAAACAAGAAGCGCAUUUUAGGGACAAAAGAUAAAAAGAAAAAAAAAAACACAUCUGCUAUCCAAAGAUUUUAGUCUUUUUCAGGGUUUUUUUGUGUGUCUAUGUUGCUUUAUAUAAUGCAAUAUUUUGUAGUGAAAAUAGAUAAAUCUGGUUUCUAUCGGAUGCGUUUUUCAUAUCUCUCAUGAAUGGUGAGCUGUUUUGCAUAUAAAUAAAAGUAUCAAAUAAAA
This is a messenger RNA of Haemorhous mexicanus (house finch), 10976 nucleotides long. It is a transcript of the gene NHLH2, whose product is annotated as nescient helix-loop-helix 2. Gene Ontology annotation, biological process: regulation of transcription by RNA polymerase II. NCBI's taxonomy places the organism in Eukaryota, Metazoa, Chordata, Aves, Passeriformes, Fringillidae. The transcript is spliced from 12 exons. Gene Ontology annotation, molecular function: RNA polymerase II cis-regulatory region sequence-specific DNA binding; DNA-binding transcription factor activity, RNA polymerase II-specific; protein dimerization activity. The record is from RefSeq and is a predicted model, not a curated record. The coding region runs from base 9376 to 9807 and encodes 143 amino acids.